CUGAGAUCUGUUCUGUAGGACUAGGACAACUCCCUGCCAGUGCUCCUGUCAUUUGCUGAUCGUCCCUCCUGCCAAGUAUCCAGGUACCUUUGGCAGCUACCUGGUGGGGUGUGCAAGUCCAGGAUGUUUAAAUACACCUCUCCAUGGCAGGUGCUGUGCAGCAGUUUGGAGAAGAGAGAGCAGGUAUCAGUUAAUGGUGAAGAAGGAAGCCCAAACCUACCAGAGUUAUCCGCAGAUUACAGAAAUGAGUAUGAUGCCACAGACUCUACUCAGACUAUAGUAAAAAUUUCAACACAAUAUCAAAUUAUUGGUUCAUCAGAUGCUGACUCAGGAGACUUACAAAAAUAUACUGAAGACUUUCAGAACCCAUACAAAUUAAAAGAAGUUGUAUCUGAAGCACAAACAGAAAGGGAUUUGGAUGUAACUACCAAGAACCUUCCUGCAGAUGAAGAAAUAACCUAUAUUUCUGAAGAGCAGAGGCCAAUUAUUACUGACACAGAGGUGACUACUACUACUUCAGACCCAGCCAUGGACAGAGUGACCAGAAGCAUGAUCUUCUCUCUUUCCUCAUCCAGAAGUAUAGGUGGUUCAAGGGAAGAUCUGACUAAUUCCACACCUGAAGAAAGCCAAGUGGCAGAUAAAGGUAAAGAUGUGUGGAUCCCUCCACCAGAUCGAAAUAGUAAGUUGAAAGUGCUGAGGGGGGAGGAACGUUUUGAAAUACGUUCACAUCGUCCAGAGACUAGCCCAAGCAAGCUCUUUGUUGACAGUGAUGGCGAGGAACAUGGAAAUUCCAGGGUAGGCUCACAUCAAUUUACCCCAGAAAAAGUAUGGGAGCUUGAGCAGGAAAGAAGAGACAUUAUCAAAAAGCAAGGUCACCGUAAAAGUUUGGACACAGAAGAUUUGAUCAACUUACAAGAAAGCACGGAUUCCCCAGUUACAAACAAAGAAGUGAAUGGUGGUCAAACUGAAGCAGAGGUAGACAUGGAACAGAUCAAUUUUGAAGCUGCCAGGCAGCAGUUUGUAAUGUUAGAGAAAAAGAGGAACAGUCUCCCUAUAACCCCUCGCCUUCAGCAGAGACCACCUAGGCUCUCUUCUCAGUCACUGUAUGAGAAUUACAGCUAUUCUGAUUUUCCCAGGCAGAAAGAGCCUUCCAUAUUGGAGCAGGAUGUAAAAGCAUAUCAGAAUGAAAGCACUGUAACCCAAGAAACAACUGGUAGGGAAAGAAGUGCUAGCUUACUCCGCAAACAGUUUUUAAGGGAUUUGUCUGUAGAUUCUAUAGAUACUGGAAAGCAGGAAAAGUCAGGUGAAGUUUACAGAGAUGAGACUACAGCGGUGGUAUCAGAAGAAAAAGACGACAUUCCAAAUCCCAGUGAUGAGACCCCUAUCGAAAGGGAAAUCCGCCUUGCAUUGCAAAGGGAGGAAAGUCUGAGAAAAGAGAGGGGAAUUCAGCAUUCAGUGGAAUCAAAAGAGAUAGUGGAAAUACAAAAAAAUCUAGCGCUAUCUAUUUCCCCAGAAACACAGUUGCCCAAAAAGAACAAAGACAGGGUUCGCACUGCUUUCUUUCUUCAAAGAGAAAUUGAAAGAGAAGCACAAAGGGAAGCUGAUCUAAAAAAUGAAGGAAAAUUGACUGGGCUUUAUGACAAAGGAAAUGCCCAAGAGAUAGAUGAGCGCAGGAAGUUGUUUGAGCAGCUAGAUGAAAUACCUGUUUACCCACAGAAAAUAACUGCAAAAACUAUCUCCAAGGGAAUCAUAACUGACACACAAGAAGACAGUACAUACCAGAGAGACUCUGAAGUGGGCAAUGAGACAACUAAUUUGACAGUUGUGGAUGCUCCUUUACCCUACAGUCUAAGAACCAAUUGGAAGCCAACACCACUCAACCCCUACAGAACCAGAAGGCUAAGUAUGGAUAAUAUUCUAGAUGUAAGAAUACCUAAUGACACCACAACAGUUCAGGAAUCAUCAGUGGAAACUUUUGUUCACAAAGAGAAUUUUCAAUUACAGCCCUUGAAAUUCGGCUUACAUGCACAAGAAGAUCAGGCUGAAGAGGAAAAGGAUUAUAAGGUGGAGAAAACACCAGUAUCUGCAAAUGGUGUUGAAAAAUACAGUAGAAGGCUGAGGCCUUCACAUUCCUUUGUGAUGGAGGAAGAGAUUCGCAAAACAUUAGAGAGAGAACAUGAAUUACAAGAACAAAGAAGAAAGAGUGAACUUCCUCCUGUUACUACAUUGAAAGAAGACCACUAUGAAUAUAAUCAGUAUGGGAAACCAUCACUGACAUCAGAUGGAUCAAGAACAUGGUCUACUGCAUCUAGGAAAAAUACUCCAUCCAGCCCUUUACCUGCACAAAAGUUCACACCGAAAGCAUACCCCAAAGUAGUUUUUUCUGAGUCUGAAUCAGAAAGCUUGAAAACACAUGAAAACUGGUAUGCUGGCAUUGACCCAAGCGAUUCUGUCAACACAGAGAUCGUGGAGUCCACCCGUGUAAGUCGACACAAGAGCAAAAUGGCACUACGUUGGGAAGCUGGCCUAUUUGCCAAUGAGCCAAGCGAGUAGAGU
This is a messenger RNA of Nanorana parkeri, 2556 nucleotides long. It is a transcript of the gene MISP, whose product is annotated as mitotic spindle positioning. The coding region runs from base 124 to 2553 and encodes 809 amino acids. The record is from RefSeq and is a predicted model, not a curated record. Lineage: Eukaryota; Metazoa; Chordata; Amphibia; Anura; Dicroglossidae. The transcript is spliced from 5 exons.